GUUCACAGCACAACCGUCUUGAGCACAGGAACUAUGCCGCCGGGCCGGCCUCGCAAACUCAUCCUAGAUAGAAAGGACGAAACAGGUUUCAGUGAUGGAUCUCGGGAAAAGAAGUGCAACAUUUGCUCGCAGAUUUUCACCAAAGAGAGCAAACUGCAGAAGCAUCUCCGUGAACAUGAGCUUAACGAUAAGCCUCAUCGCUGUGACCAAUGCCCACAGACUUUCAACGUGGAGUUCAACCUCACGCUGCACAAGUCCACACACAACACGUCUGACUUCACCUGCCCUGUUUGCAAUAAGAGGUUCUCUCGCAUCGCUGGCCUCAAAUCCCACGUCAUGCUUCACAAAAAGGAGGAGAACCUUAUCUGCUCCGAGUGCGGCGAUGAGUUCGUGCUCCAGAGCCAGCUGGUUCUGCACAUGGAGGAGCACCGGAAAGAGCUGUCGGGCGUCAAGGUGUACACCUGCAAAACGUGCCACAGGGAAUUCAAGACAUUGGUGGAGUUAAGGGAGCACACGAAGAGUCACGUAAAGAUGAGGGCGCUGACCUCCAGCUCCAGAAACUACAAGAGAAACAUAGAUCGCAGUGGGUUCACAAACAGCUGCCAUCACUGUGAAAAGGCCUUCAAAAAGCCCAGCCAGCUCAUCAGACACAUACGAAUACACACAGGUGAAAGACCCUAUAAGUGCACACACUGCAACAAGGCUUUCAACCAGAAGGUGGUGCUGCAGACUCACAUGGUGAAACACACAGGAGAGAAACCUCACCUCUGCAUGUUCUGUCCUGCAUCUUUCUCCCAGAAGGGCAACCUGCACUCUCAUGUUCAGAGGGUUCAUUCAGAGACCAAAGGAGUACCUGUGUUCCCGUGCAUGGACUGCAGCUGUUCAUUCAGGAAGCUGGGGAGCCUAAAUGCCCACAUCAGCAAGAUGCACAUGUCUGUGAUUGAGGUGCCUUCCAGCACUUCGGAGACCGAGACGACAGGUCAGAGCGCCGGGGGGUCGGAGGGUGCUGAAGGGGUGACGGAUGUCAUCCAGCAGCUCUUGGAGCUGUCGGAGCAGGUCAGCGGGGAGACGGCUCAACCGCAGCCUCCAGAGCCAGCUAUUGCCAUGGAAACAGCCAUUAACCAGGACAUCCUGCAGCAAGCUUUGGAGAACAGUGGUCUGAGUGUUGUCCAGCCCAAGACUGAGGCUGCAUCCGCAGUGUCUCAGAACCAGAACUCUGAGGUUUCUGCACCAGAGAGCAAAAAAGUGGAGUUUCCAGACAAAUCCAUAAGGGAGAAGAAGAGGAGCAUUUUUAAGAAGCCUAUACAAAUGCCAGGCUCGAUCAGGGAAGAGGACGGUGUCCGCUGGCAUGGCUGCCCUUACUGCUCCAAAGAGUUCAAGAAGCCCAGCGACCUUGUGCGCCACAUUCGCAUCCACACCCACGAGAAACCCUUCAAGUGCAAACAGUGUUUCCGAGCUUUUGCGGUGAAGAGCACUCUCACUGCGCACAUGAAGACGCACACGGGCAUCAAGGCCUUUGAGUGUCAGUGCUGCCUGAAACGCUUCUCCACUUCAGGCAGCAUGAAGGUCCACAUGCGGCUGCACACAGGUGUGCGCCCUUUCCCCUGCCCUCACUGCGACAAGAUCUUCCGCACAUCAGGUCACAGGAAAACACACGUAGCGUCACACUUUAAAAUCUUGCAGCUGAAGACGAACAGAUUCCGACGGAAAACUAACAAAGCCAAAGCCUCCAAGAACAUCCUACCUCUGCCUGACAUCCCCUUACAGGAACCCAUCCUCAUCACAGAUUACGGCCUCGUCCCUUCCCAGAAUAGCCGCCUUACUUUUCAGCAGUACUUGGAUGUGGGCAAUGAACGGCCGUACAAGUGCCAGUACUGCAACAAGGCCUACAAGAAGUCAAGCCACCUAAAGCAACAUGUCAGAUCUCAUACAGGAGAACGGCCAUACAAGUGUUUUCAGUGCAGUCGUGGUUUCGCCUCUUCAGGAGUCCUUAAAGCUCAUAUCCGAACCCAUUCGGGCCUAAAAGCAUACAAGUGUCCGAUGUGCGACACAACGUUCACCACCAGCGGCAGCUUGCGGCGCCACAUGACUACUCACAGUGAACUUCGACCGUACAUGUGCCCCUACUGCCAGAAGACGUUCAAGUCUUCGCCCAACUGUAGGAAGCACAUGAAGACGCACAGGUAUGAACUGGCCCAGCAGCUGCAGCCACAGCCAGGAGACGAUCCGCUGGGAACAGGUGGCGUUACCCACGAUAUGCCGGUGGAAAUGGAGGCAGAGUCUCUCCAGCAGGGUACCACCACCACAGUGGAGCAGCAAGGCAUGCUGGGACUGGGCCAGACAGAGGUUGUAAAUGGGGGCCCGCAAGUAUCACUUGAUGCCCCCCUGACUGACCAAGCACUCGUUCAAGGUGAAGACUCGUACGUAACUACACAACAUGGUUUGCCUCAGAAUAUCAGUCAGUUUGAGACGCCAGCACUACCUCAGCCUGCCUUUGACCAGCAAAGUCUAACACAAGGCUUCAGCAUAUCUGAAUCAAGCUACAACCAGCCCCAGUUCUCAGCUGUGCAGCAGCUGCAGGAUUCCAGCACCUUGGAGUCCCAGGCGCUUUCCUCCAGCUCCUACCCUCCAAACCUGCUUCAUGUCUCCAGCUCAGAGGUUACGAAUGGACUUCUACAGGAGAGCGGGCAGAGUGAUCUCCAGCUGCACUCAGAAGAACCAGACUACCAGGAGGAUGGGGAAGACAACUCCAAAAGAGCCCACAGAUGCAGUUGGUGCACUAAAGCUUUUAAACAGUUGAGCCAUCUGAAGCAGCACAUCCGAUCCCACACUGGGGAGAAACCGUACAGCUGUGACCUCUGCGGACGAGGUUUUGUUUCGGCAGGAGUGCUGAGGUCCCAUAAAAACACACACACAGGAGUGAAACCAUUUAAAUGUGAUGUUUGUGAUGCAUCUUUCACCACUAGUGGUAGCCUCAGUCGCCAUGCAUUUAUCCACAACAAGUCCUUCAAAUGCUCCAUCUGUAACGAGACCUUUAGAACCACUCUGCUUUGUAAAAGGCAUGCGAAGAAGGAACACGGCGUGGAAGUAAAAGUUAUAGAACUUGAAUGUAGAGACAGGGAAGAUGAUGAUGAAGAUGGAGAACAGAAAACAUCUAAGAGGAGGAGCCUGGAAAUCAUCACCUUCACAGAGGAGCAGGCAGCCGAGCUGGCGAAGGACCCGGGAGAGGAGGCGUCGGUGUCGGAGCGGAUCCUCGCCCAGUCGGCCGCUGAGAGGGAUCGCAUCAGUGAGAUCAAGGACAAAGCUGUGGAGCUGGAAACAGAACCCAAGUUUGCCAACUGCUGCAAUUUCUGCCCAAAGAGCUUCAAGAAGCCCAGCGACCUCGUCAGGCACAUCAGGAUCCAUACGGGUGAAAAACCAUACAAGUGUGACGAAUGCGGGAAGAGUUUUACGGUGAAGUCAACCCUGGACUGCCAUGUUAAAACACAUACAGGUCAGAAACUGUUCAGCUGUCACAUGUGCAACACCUCCUUCUCCACAAAGGGCAGCCUGAAGGUCCACAUGCGCCUCCACACCGGCUCCAAGCCUUUCAAAUGCCCCUUCUGCGACCUUCGCUUCAGAACCUCGGGCCACCGUAAAACUCACAUCCAGUGUCACUUUCGAUCAAACGGCGACAGCCGCAAGGGCAAGCGCUCCUCUACCUCUAUGGGUCAUCCAAGACACGGUCAGGACUCGGCCACUGGGCAUAAUGGGGCCUCCAGUCAGGGCCAGCAACCAACCACUACGGAACCACUUCAACCUGUGGGUCUGCUACAGACCUCCAGCUCUGAUCCCAACAUUUACCUCCCAGCCAAUCAGGUUUUGACUGGGCAGUUUGACCAGAACCUGCUGCAGUCGGGCCUUGUGAGUCAGGCUAUCCUGCCUGCCUCUAUGUCAGCUGCAGGUGACCUUACCGUGUCUCUCCCUGAUGGCCUCACAACGCUGGAUGGCAUCCACCUCCAGCUGACCCCGGCCAGCCUGGUUUGCCCCAACCUGCAGAUCUCUGGCCUCGAUACCAGCAACAUCACACUACAGAUCGACCCUGCCCUCCUCCAGCAGACCCUCCAGCAGGGCGGACUGCUCUCCCAGCCCCUGAGCGUGGACACCGGCCUGGUCUCUCACUCCGGCAGCCAGCUCAUGUCCGCAAACGACCCGUCCGUCUCUGCCAACGUCGUCAUCCAUCCUCUGACCAGCCUGGCCAUGCAGCCAUCCAGCAUCUCCUCCCCACAGGUCUCCAUAGCCGGCCUCCCAGAGCAGGAUGUUACAGGCCCCCAGGACCUUAACCAGGUCAUUAGCGGCGCAGGGCUGGUGGCAGGAAGUAGCGGCAGCCAGGAGAUAACUCUGACCAUCAACAACUCCAGCCUUACUCAGGCUCUGGCUCAGGUCCAGGCUCAGGCCUCGGCAGCCGGAUCCGGCGCUGCACCAGGAAACCCUCAGGAGAUCACACUCACCAUUUCAGGUCAAGAUCUGCUUCCCCAUCAUAACAAUAGCAACGGUGCAGAGAUGAGCGGCAGCCUCAGGCUUGCAUCUCCACUCACCAGCCAACCCACGAAUGCGACCAUGACCAUCACCAAUGACCACCUUCUACCUCAGAGCCCGGCCAGCACUGGGAUGGCAGUAACCAGUCUGGCACCCAGCACCACUUUGUCGCAUACUGCUGCGUCCAAGAGCUUAGUGAUGUCACCAGGAGGCGUGGCCAGCGAUGGAAGCGUCACCCUUACCCUCACGGAUGCUCAGGCCAUGCUGGAUGGUGUCACCUUAAACCUCAGUGCACAGGGUCAGACGUUCCCUGCAGUACUAAAUGACCCUGGCCUGCCGGGACAGUCGGCCAACUCCAGCCAGCAGGUCUUACUGGUCAGCCAUCAUUCCCAAUCAUCAAAUGGGGCGUCAGACAAUGGAUAUUUUAAUCCUGCAGACGGGGAAAAAGUUGGCAAAGACUCCCAGUCAGACAUCGAUAACAGGAACCAGUGUUUUUACUGCAACCAGCUGUUUGGGAACGGAAACGCGCUGCGACGGCACUGCAAGCAAGCUCAUGGCAAGGACCGCUGCUACGUCUGCAGCUUCUGCAAAAAGGCUUUCAAGCGAGCGACGCACCUCAAGGAUCAUGAACGAGUGCACCAGCCAGGCCCUUCACCCAGCUCCCAGAAACCCAGAGUCUUCAACUGUUGCUCUUGUGCCAAGGCAUUUGCGAAACGCAGCCAGCUGGAGAGACACAACCGAACACACACAGGCGAGCGUCCCUUUAAGUGCAACCAGUGCGAGAAGGCCUUCAACCAGAAGAGCGCUCUGCAGGUCCAUAUGGUCAAGCACACUGGGAGGAAGCCCUUUAAGUGUGAGGUGUGCAGCAUCAGCUUCACCCAGAAGAGCAACAUGAAAUACCACAUGAAGAGAUCCCACGGCUAUGCCCUUACAGGUCAAAUCCAAGACGUCUCCCUGGGCCAGGAGGAGCCGGCGCCUCGGGUUGAAGUAACACCUGAGCUGGACCUGGAAGUGGUUCCUGAAUCCGCCGGAGACUGGCACAAUUGUUCCCCUGACUACUCCCCGCCAGGACUGCCUAGUGUCAUGAACUCAUGAAGUUUCACAGCUGAGCAGCAAAACUUUGCUGAACUAAGAGUUAGGGGGAAAAAAAAAAGAAAAGCUUCCUGACUUUUUAAAUUAGUUCCACUUAGAAGGAAGGCUUCAUCCGCCUUCCUGCUGUUUUAUCACAAUUAGCAUUGAAGUAAAGGGAGCGUGCCUCUCCGCUUCUCUGGAAGGGUUUAAUGACUUUUAUCCGUUUGACUAGUCUGUGAUUGUCAUCGGCCUCCAGAGAGGUGGGGCUCCAUCGGCUCAGGCUUCCCAGGGAGAUAACCCCUCAGCUGAUGGAAGUCCCUCUGAUGCUGACCCUCGACAAGAACAGCCCCGCGGAGAAGCAGAGUCUGGUCCCUCCAUUCCCGAUCAAACAGACUGAGAGGAGAGGAGAGGACGAGGCCAGCUGCAUUAGCUUCAGGAACAGCAGACAUGACCAGUUACUGCUGGUUCCAAUAUAUCUGUCACUUAUGUUUGACAUGUUUAUAGUGUAAAUAUUCCGCCUGGAUGUGAGAUAUCAUUUCCAGAUUCACUGUAAAAAUUGGACUUAAAGAAUCUGUGAAGGCACUGAUUUGGAUUCAGUUACUGAAUGAAGAUGUUGUUAUUUGCUUUUGUAUCGUUUGGACUGAAAUAAGUUUAUUCACUGUAGUUAAUUGUGUAAAUAUUGUUGUCAGAAGGCAUAUAUUUUCUAAAAAAAAAAACACACACUGGGAAACAGAUUAUUUGGAUAAAUGUCAUUUUGGUAAAAGUAAAGCUAAGAUGGUACACUUCUGGGGGUCGUUUUCCAGUUUCAUUUCAGUUUCUUUAUAAAGUGCCAUUUCACAACACGUCAUCUCAAGGCACUUUACAGAGACAAUACUUUUGCAGUUCUGUUUUCUAUGGGUGAUUUUAAACUUCAAAUU
Molecule: messenger RNA, 6506 nt
Organism: Cyprinodon variegatus (sheepshead minnow)
Lineage: Eukaryota; Metazoa; Chordata; Actinopteri; Cyprinodontiformes; Cyprinodontidae
Gene: znf236
Product: zinc finger protein 236
Exons: 32
Coding region: 34-5613 (1859 amino acids)
Biological process (GO): regulation of transcription by RNA polymerase II
Cellular component (GO): nucleus
Molecular function (GO): RNA polymerase II cis-regulatory region sequence-specific DNA binding; DNA-binding transcription factor activity, RNA polymerase II-specific
Source: RefSeq, a predicted model, not a curated record